Messenger RNA from Cajanus cajan (pigeon pea), 3135 nucleotides. Its product is annotated as phosphatidylinositol-3-phosphatase myotubularin-1. Gene Ontology annotation, molecular function: phosphatidylinositol-3,5-bisphosphate phosphatase activity; phosphatidylinositol-3-phosphate phosphatase activity. Gene Ontology annotation, cellular component: cytoplasm. Lineage: Eukaryota; Viridiplantae; Streptophyta; Magnoliopsida; Fabales; Fabaceae. The record is from RefSeq and is a predicted model, not a curated record. Gene Ontology annotation, biological process: phosphatidylinositol dephosphorylation.
AGAGUGGGGCGGGCACAAACUUAUUAAUAUUGGUCGCUAAUGUGACGCGGGAGCACGAUAGUUAGCGCACCACACCUCACACACACACACUUCCCCGCUUGGACGUUAGGUAUUCUUGGUUUCGACACAACAUAGCGACGUAGCGUAACCCUUUCUCUCUUUCAUCGUUCGCCGGAGUCUUAGCUCCUCCACCCUCGCCGGCAUGGAUGUGCCGAAACACCGCUCCACUCGAACUACGUCUCUCAGAGACGCCUCCGACUCCUCCAAAAUGGAAGGCACCGGUAGCUGGGACGCUAUCGAAUGGACCAAGAUUGAGCCAAUUCCGCGCUUCGUCUCGCACGCGAAUCUCGAUUUCUUGCUCGAGUCGGAGCAAGUUGCAGCCGAAGGACAUGGUGUUGUUCUUGUUAAUACAGAUGAUGCAGGCACACUGAUGGUAACAAAUUUUCGUCUUAUUUUUUUGAGUGAGGGAACUAGAAAAGUUAUUGCCCUCGGAACAAUACCACUAGCAACCAUUGAGAAGUAUAACAAGAUAGCUGUAAAGGUCCAGUCAAAUACUCGCAAUGUUGACAAAACACCAACACAGAGACUGCUCCAGGUGAUUGGAAAAGAUAUGAGAAUUUUAGUCUUCAGUUUCAGGCCACGCACAAAACAGAGACGUGUGGUAUUUGAUGCACUACAUAGGUGUACAAAGCCAUCAAGACUAUGGGAUCUUUAUGCUUUUGCAGCAGGACCUUCUAGGUUUCAGAACACUUCUCCACUGGUUCGCUUAUUGGAUGAAUAUUUUCGGCUUCUUUGCCUAGAUUCUUAUCGUGCAUCAAUCGAUAUAAUUGAAAAUGGGUCCUUCACCUUGUCAAAUGACCUAUGGAGAAUAAGUGGCGUGAAUGCCAAUUAUGCAAUGUGCCAGAGUUAUCCAUUUGCUUUGGUCGUUCCAAAAAUCAUUAGUGACGAUGAAGUGCUCCAGGCUUGCAGCUUCCGGGCAAGAUGUCGACUACCUGUAGUUUCAUGGUGUCAUCCUUUGACUGGAGCAGUUGUUGCACGAUCUUCUCAACCCUUAGUUGGUCUUAUGAUGAAUAUGAGGAGCAAUCUGGAUGAAAAACUUGUGGCUGCCCUUUGCAGCAAACUAGAGAAUGGCUCGAGAAGAAAGCUAUAUAUUGCUGAUGCUCGGCCAAGGAAAAAUGCAUUGGCUAAUGGAGCCAUGGGAGGUGGUUCAGAAUCAUCAUCAAACUAUUUUCAAUCUGAGGUAGUCUUUUUGGGGAUAGAUAACAUCCAUGCUAUGAGAGAGAGCUUUGUUCGGCUCCGAGAAUACAUGGACACUCAUGGCAAAGCGUCAUCAGAUGGAAUGUCCUCUUUUUUGAGACAAGGUGGGUCAACGUGGGGUGGUGGCAAUUUAAGUAGCAUGUCUGCUUCAGUAUCAACGCUUGGGGACAGUGGAUGGUUGCUGCAUGUUCAAAGUGUGUUGGCUGGUGCAGCUUGGAUUGCUGCUCGUGUUGCAAUGGAACAUGCCUCAGUUCUUGUACAUUGCAGUGAUGGGUGGGAUAGGACAAGCCAAUUGGUUUCACUUGCUAAUUUGUUGCUUGAUCCAUAUUAUCGGACAUUCACAGGGUUUCAGGCACUCGUUGAAAAAGACUGGCUUGCUUUUGGUCAUCCAUUUUCUGAUAGGGUGGGAAUGCCAUCUGUCUCUGGGACUGGUAACAUGCCUUUUGAGUUAUCUAGACAAUCUUCAGCUGGUAGUUUCCCAGCAUCACCCAUGCGCCAGUCAUCAGGAACAUUCUCAUCACAAACUCAAGCUUCAUCUCACUCAAAUAACUCCAACAACUAUUCUCCCAUUUUUUUGCAGUGGGUUGAUUGUGUUUCACAAUUAAUGCGGAUGUAUCCUUUUGCUUUUGAGUUUUCUGCGGCUUUCCUGGUGGACUUUGUAGACUGCAUGAUUUCUUGUCGUUUUGGAAACUUCUUAUGUAACAGUGAGAAGGAAAGGAAGCUAUGCAAUGUUUAUGAGGCAUGUGGAUGUCUGUGGUUAUACUUGGCUGAUUUGCGGACAUCAGAAGGAGGUUCCCAUGUGCAUUACAAUCCCUUUUAUGAUUCACUGAAGCAUAAUGGUCCUCUUCUGCCCCCAGCAGCAGCCUUAGCCCCUACAUUGUGGCCCCAAUUUCACCUUCGUUGGGCCUGCCCAGAAGAAGCACAAUCUGGGGAGAUUGAAGCAAAAUGCAGGAAGAUAGUUAUGAAAUACUCUGAGAUGCAAAAGGCUAAAGAAAUGGCAGAAAGGAAAGCUAAAGAAGUUACAAAUUCGAUGGAGUCAUUGAAUGUAGAAUUACGGCGUGAGAAGCAGAUAAACAGCUCAGCUAUGAACAUGGCCAAGAGUGCAAGCAAAGAAAAUAUGGCCAUAAAGCGUGCAAUUCAGUCAAUGGGGUGCAAGGUUCAUGUCUCUAGUAGUGGUGAAUGCACUGUUGACAUCGAAAGCAACCCAGACAUUCUGUGUUGUUCCUAUAGGAAAGAAUCAAAUAGUAACGUGCGAGAUGAGAAAAAGGACGUGUCUGUUUCGGUAGUGGUUACUGCCGAUGAUGAUGAUAGAUGUAAUAAUGCAAUUGGUCGGGUAUGUGAAUAUUUGUGCCCAUUUCGCUCUGGAGAUGGAGGCUGCAGAUGGCCAAAUGGUGAUUGCGCUCAAUUUGGUAGCCAGUAUGUUGGUCUGAAGGCAAAUUUUGAUGCAUUUGACCAAAUGUCAAUUAAUGAUAGUUAUUUCAAGUCUGAGUGAACAGGGAAUUUUGGUUUCUUUUUGCAAUGAGAAUAGUUGUUAAUUCUUUGGAUCAAAAAUUGCACCCAGUCAUUUUUAUUGGGUCUCGGGAAUUGUACAGGCUAUAAGAGUUGGCUGGAGAUCAUUUUGGUGUAGAUGCAUUCAUCAUCUUGGUCCACAUCGUUAUAUGCUGUGUAUAAUUGUAAAUUUGGGGACAAUUAUAGUUCCCUGAUUACAUCAUAAUUGUUCUUGAAUAAGAUCAAUUUUGUACAGAUGAUCAAGUGUUUUCUACUUUACAUUUUGAGGGAUCAAUGUAUAUAGCAAGAAUACUUAACGAAGCGAUAUUACUGAGUUCAACAUUUGUUGAAGGAGACCUGAAAUAUUUUGUAUUUCUUUGUGCCAGUUAA